Molecule: messenger RNA, 1660 nt
Organism: Podospora bellae-mahoneyi
Lineage: Eukaryota; Fungi; Ascomycota; Sordariomycetes; Sordariales; Podosporaceae
Exons: 2
Coding region: 1-1497 (498 amino acids)
Cellular component (GO): nucleolus; small-subunit processome
Molecular function (GO): small ribosomal subunit rRNA binding
Source: RefSeq, a predicted model, not a curated record
AUGGCACGACUUGAACGGGCAAAGAAACCAAGUAUUGGGGUUUUCACGAGAUGGGAUUUGAGAUCUUGCUUUUCCAUGAUCUGCUUUGAAGGGAGAUAUCUAUACGGCUUGAUACUCGGGUUCUUUUUUUCACAUGCAUGGGUUAGGGUAGGAUUCGAUAUGGUGCUAGGUCAGCAAGCAAGGCGGGUGUUGAGGGUUUGGUGUUUGGCGUUUUCUCGAGUUACAGUAUCUGAAGUAUCCUAUAGAAUAGCAGGCACUGAAGUAUCUAAAUCCGCCAAACAUUAUGAUAUUCUCAAUUACUUCCUCAAAGUGUUGAUGUCCAUCUUAGAGCCAAAGUGGAGCCAUGUUGGGAGCUUGGGCCACCAGCCGUCAAGGUAUCAAAGUGGGGCUCUUGCCUUGUGGAAUUUUUUAGGGAGCCAAGCAAAAGUUCAUGAAGCUUCUCAAUCUCAUAAACCUUUCUUUUCAUCAACCUCAUCAACGCCUGACACAAUAUCCAGCGAACUUUUUUCUGCUGUUCCGUCAAUCACACUUAGUUCACCAACCUUUCACCACAAACCACCACUUAGCAAAUCCGGAUUCGGACGGGCAAACAAUUUCACCACCAUGGGCAAACGCACCAAGCAAUACAAGAAGCUGAUGCGGUCCUUCCAGAUGCUCGGCUUCCGCGAGCCCUACCAACUCCUCAUGACGUCCGACAUUGUGCUCGACACGAUGAAACUGGACCUGAUGACCUUGUUCGAAAAGGCGCUGUCGACCAAGAGCCUCAAGCCGAUGAUCACGCAGUGCUGCAUCCGGGCCAUGUACGCGCGGAACAAGGAGCCGGGGGUGGCGGCGGCUAUUGAGCGGGCAAAGACUUUUGAGAGGAGGAGGUGCGGGCAUCUGAUGGACGAGGACCCGCUGACGGAGAGGGAGUGUGUGAUGGCGGUGGUGGACCCGAAGAGGAGGAACGAGAACAAGUUUCGGUAUGUGGUUGCGACGCAGGACGAGAUGCUGAGGGAGAAGCUGAGGGCUGUGGUGCCGACGCCGUUGAUGUAUGUCAAGAGGAGUGUGUUGAUUUUGGAGCCGAUGGCGGAGGCGAGUUUGAAGGUUAGGGAGCGGGACGAGAAGGCCAAGUUUAUGAGCGGUAUUACGAGAGGGACGCAUAAGAGGAAGAGAGAGGAUGAUGAGGAUCAGUCUGGGAGUGAUGAGGAGGAUGACGAGGUAAAGGGCAAGAGUUCGACACAGGGUGAGGACGACAAGCCGAAGAAGAAGAAGAAGAACUACGGCAAGAAGGGACCGAACCCAUUAGCGGUCAAAAAGGCAAAGAAGGUCACGGAUGGGCAGAAGGUGCAAAGGCCUGGGAAAGAAGAGACAGAAGCGCCAGCUGCGGAGGUAGCGGGCGAGCACAAGGCCAAGAGGAAAAGAAGGAAAAAGGCUAUGACUGGUGAGGGCGCUAGUGAUAAGGAGAUCUCGGCUGCGGUUGAUGCUGCGAUCGCGGGUGGGGAUAUGCAGGACUGAGAGGACGAUGCCAGGCUGUAUAGGCCUGCAAUAGGCCCGUGGCUGACAUAGACUUCUGGCAUCACAUGGGCGAAAGAUGUAUUGACUUUGAUGUAUUAACUACGGUUUUGCUGGCAUAGAUGCUAGCAGAAUAACAGUUGUAUUUGGCGUCUGGAGCACGUGC